This is a messenger RNA of Suillus discolor, 2027 nucleotides long. Its product is annotated as WD40-repeat-containing domain protein. Gene Ontology annotation, molecular function: protein binding. The transcript is spliced from 5 exons. Lineage: Eukaryota; Fungi; Basidiomycota; Agaricomycetes; Boletales; Suillaceae. The coding region runs from base 39 to 2027 and encodes 662 amino acids. The record is from RefSeq and is a predicted model, not a curated record.
UCGUAUACAACCCGCAGUUGAGAUUCCGAGCGCGGAUCAUGUCUUCGUCUACUAGUGAGAUGCCAGUUAUCAGGCCACGCCGGAUGAUGCGAGGUCAUACUCACUGGGUAAAUGGUGCUGUACACUUGCCUGGCGGACGACACAUCAUCACAUGUUCGUUAGACGGUUCACUCCGACUAUGGGACAUAGAAAGCGGCACACAGAUAGGCGAAGUCUGGCAAGACGAGGGAAACGGAGUGCGGUCCAUAGUAUUGUCUCCAAAUGGAAAGAAAAUUGCCAGCGGAAGCGAGGAUGGGAAAGUGAAGUUAUGGGACGUCGAGACGAGGAAGAUCAUUGCAAAAUGGACAGGACACACCGUUGUUGUGUGUUCAUUGUGCUGGAGUGGAGAUGGUGGGCAAGUAGCAAGUGGAUCCUGGGAUGGGACAGCAAGAAUCUGGGAUGUCGACAGCGGGAAAAAUAUCCUGAAAAUCAAGACGGGGCAUGAAUGGGUGCGAGCGGUGAUGUACUCGCCUGAUUCGUCAAAACUUGCGACGGGUGGAAACAAUGUAAAAAUUUGGGAUGCAAAAACAGGCGAGCUUUUGAACAUACUCAAACACUAUAAUCACGACUGGGUUUACCUGGACUCCCCAAGGAUGUCGGACCAGCAGGAUGAUGAUAUAGUUCGCAGCUUAACAUGGACAACGGACGGACAGAAGCUUAUCUCCGGCUCAUAUCGCCUGAUUAGGAUAUUCGACACUGCCACCUGGCAGCAGAUCGCCAUCCUUACAGGUCACACCAACUUUGUCUACGCCAUCUCCUUGUGCCAGAACAACCGCCUCCUUGCAAGUGUAUCACAAGAUAAAACAGCGCGUCUAUGGAAUCUCGAUACCAACCUCCAAGUCGGUUUACCCCUCCUGCAUGAACAUAAUUUGCAUUCCGCAGCCCUUUCCCUUGAUGGAAAAGUGUUAGUCACUGGUUGUGAAAACACAAACGCGUACGCGUGGGACGUUCACGCUAUCCUCAAAGAAGCUGGCCUUGAAGACUUACUGUCCAUUGGUAUCAAACUUGCACCAAAAGACAGACUCGAACAAAAGGCAUCUCAAGAUGGAUCAAGAGUACAGAGUACACCCCGCUCUUCGCUCGACGACAAAUCAUUUUUAAAAGCUGAUGCUACGCGCUGUACCGACCAGUUUGGGGAUGUCGAUGAGCUCUCACCAACGUUUUUUGCUGGCAUGGAAGCCGAGGUUGAUUCCUCCCCGAUGGGUGGUGCACACCCCCAUUCCUCUGUAAAUGCCCUUUUCACUCGCUUUUCCUCGCUCCUCCGCCGCUUUCGACCCCAAAGUAGUGAAGCAAACGAACUUCUGCAAACCUCAAGACCUUCGGCGUUUCGUCCACAUGCACUCCUCGCUCGCCUUUCCUCGCUCCGUCGCCGCUUUCGAUCUGAAACUGAUGCACCAGACGAACUCCAGCAACCCUCCACACCUUCGCGGUCAGAUCCGCAUGUACUCCUAGCUCAACAUUCCUCAUUUUUACCUCGACCUCGACUGGGCACCGACGAAGAAGCUAAACAUCAUCCUACAACGUCUUUCAGUUCGCAUCCAGAUGCAUUCAUUAGCCGGCUGUCCUCAUUCUUUCGCUCUCAACCUCGUACCGAAGAUGAACUCGAUGAACUCGAACUCUCGCAAGGCACAAUGCAUUCUCAUGUUGUCGCAGUACCUGCCAUGCGGGAUAGGGAGGUCUUAUUUGUUGCUGAGCCGCUGCGACCAAACCGUAUGCCCACUCAGCCUCGUGAUACCACAAUACCAGGUACAAGACCUGUGCAUUCGCUACCCCUCCGAAUGUUGGCUCAUCUCGUACUUUUUCUCUGCUGCGCAUCCCCUCAGCGCGUCGGUGCCAAUGUACACCCAGCACAACAGCAGGAAGGCCAAGCGCAGACUCAUGAUGCCACAUCGUCGCAAACACAGCAUCAGCAAGGCCAAUUGUACGAUCAAUCGCAGACUCAGCCAGCCUGUUGCUCUCUCCAUGUCCGCGACAUCUACUGCUCCUGA